Wasmannia auropunctata (little fire ant) is the source of this 1246-nucleotide messenger RNA. RefSeq names its product palmitoyl-protein thioesterase 1 (gene Ppt1). The transcript has 7 exons. Lineage: Eukaryota; Metazoa; Arthropoda; Insecta; Hymenoptera; Formicidae. Gene Ontology annotation, cellular component: lysosome. The record is from RefSeq and is a predicted model, not a curated record. Gene Ontology annotation, molecular function: palmitoyl-(protein) hydrolase activity. Gene Ontology annotation, biological process: receptor-mediated endocytosis; protein depalmitoylation. The coding region runs from base 179 to 1129 and encodes 316 amino acids.
GCGACAAAAACAUGUAUUCACGUGUGCGCGCGGCGCCGAAUGUCACUCUCACAAUCAGCUGCGCUCGGCUGCGCCCAGCUGUGCCAGGCGUCCGGCGAUGAUUAACGGUGUCGCAAAAAGCGUUGCGAAGUGUCGGUUCGCGUUAGUUGCUUAAACAUAAGCACAGUCGACGGUCGACAUGGCACGCGUCGCGGCGGAGCCGACGAUAAGUCGUACUUGCGCGUUUGUCGCCGUGAUACUUUUGUACGUGAACGCCGGUCAUUGUUUGCGCGAGGAGAACACCAAGAUCGCCGACGGUUCGCCGGUGCCGGUGGUGCUCUGGCAUGGAAUGGGUGAUAGUUGCUGCUUCUCUUUCAGUCUUGGAAAAAUACAGCAAAUCAUCCAAGAUGAAAUCCCUGGAGUUUAUGUCCAUUCCAUACGUAUCGGGAACAACGAGAUAGAGGAUGUUGAGAACAGCUACUUUGGAAAUAUUAACGAGCAAAUAAAGCACGUGUGUGAGCAACUGUCGCAAGACCCGAACCUCCAAAAUGGAUACAAUGCCAUUGGCUUCUCGCAAGGGGCACAAUUUCUGAGAGCAGUAGCUCAAAGAUGCCCCAAUCCACCAAUGCUGAAUUUGAUAUCUUUAGGCGGUCAGCAUCAAGGUGUUUUCGGCAUACCAAAGUGCUCGGACUCGUCUCGAUUGUGCAAUUACAUGCGUCGUAUGCUUCAUCUCGGCGCGUACUUGUGGUACGUGCAAAACUCGCUGAUACAAGCUUCCUAUUGGCACGAUCCCUUGCAGGAGAACGAUUAUCAAAAGAAAAAUCUCUUUCUUGCCGAGAUCAAUAAUGAAAAUGGUAACAACACGGAGUAUAAGGACAAUCUUCAGAAGCUUCGAGCUUUAGUUCUCGUUAAAUUCGAGAACGACACGAUGGUCGAACCAGUAGAGACAGAGUGGUUUGGAUUCUACAAGCCCGGCCAAGCGGAAGAGGUGCAGAAAUUGCAGCAAAGCGAGCUGUACCAACAGGACUGGCUCGGAUUGCGCGCAAUGGAAGACGCCGGCAAAGUCUAUUAUCAUUCACUACCUGGUGAUCAUUUACAAUUUACGGCCGAUUGGUUCAUCGAAAAUAUAAUUAAAAAGUAUUUGUUAUAAUUGAACAAACCUGUGUGUGUAAAUUUAAGAAUUCAAUGAAUUAGAUGACGUAGAUGCGUAUGACACAUACAUAUAUAGUGUAAAAAAAGAAUAUUAAUAAAAAAAUCUACAUUUUAA